Gossypium raimondii (Peruvian cotton) is the source of this 585-nucleotide messenger RNA. RefSeq lists its product as uncharacterized. NCBI's taxonomy places the organism in Eukaryota, Viridiplantae, Streptophyta, Magnoliopsida, Malvales, Malvaceae. The record is from RefSeq and is a predicted model, not a curated record. The transcript has 5 exons. The coding region runs from base 1 to 585 and encodes 194 amino acids.
AUGGCAAGCAAUUCAGGAAGAGGAUACCCUACAAAUGGUUCCAUCUAUGUUUGUAAUUUACCUGAGGGAACUGAUGAAAAUUCUUGGUUGCUUGACUUUGUUGCAUUUUUCGGUGCAAGCAACUCGGAUGAGACUGAAUCAGUAAUGAAGUUACUUUGGGACUUAAUUAAUCCUGGAACUGACUCUAGUAUUGAAAGGAAAGAUUCAUUAGCCGUUUUAACUGCCAUGAUAUCCGGUUGGUCCUUUCUUCUUUCUACCAUUGAUGGGUGGAGGCUAAGUCACAAAAAUUGGCAAGGGGCAAUUACAUACUUCUCCAACAUAUUAGACAGUAAUGAUGAAGCACUAUGUGCAGCAGCAUGUGAGGCUCUUGCUUUAGUAGUUGAAUCCAACUGUCUGGAGAAAUUCUCAAGUAAAACCAAGGAUUCAAACAAAGAAUUUAAGGACAACAUUAUAAAGCAACUCGAAGCGGUUGUCGAAAGCAGCAAUGAAAGAAUUUCUAGUCAAGAUCCAAGAACGGGUUCAAUUACGCCUCACCGCUUUAGAUUUCCUAAAGGCUGGUUUUGUGUAGCUGAUCAUUUACCUUAA